AUCAUUAUUUCUACCACUAAGUCUCAGUUGUUCAGAAAUCCAUUGCUGCACUGUGGACAUACUAUUUAAUAACUCUGAUUUGGAUGUUAUGGAUAGGAACAGUACUUACUCACCAGUUUCAUGGCCACCAAAGUUUUGGGGUAACAAUAGCCUUCACAGUGUCCAUGUUGAUUGGACUAGUGAUUGGAGGGAUCAUCUGGGCCUUAUUUACCUGCUUGUCCCGUCGCAGAGCUAGUGCCCACAUUUCCCAGGGGAAUUCUUCACCCUUCACUCGCCGGUCCAGACCCACCUCCCACUCUGCCAGCAGGACUGGAUUUUACCGUAACAGCAGCUGUGAACGCCGAAGCAACCUCAGUCUGGCCAGCCUCACCUUCCAGCGGCAAGCCUCCUUGGAGCAAGCCAACUCCUUCCCCAGGAAGUUGAGUUUCCGCGCAUCCACCUUCCACCCUUUUCUGCAGUCUCCUCCCCUCCCCGUGGAGACAAACAGUCAGCUGAUCACCCUCACUCCCACCAACACAACCACAACCCUCGUGGGAAGCACAACCAACGGUUUAAGUCGACCUGAAUUCCACUGGUCUAACAACAGCCUUCGCAUCUGCCAUUCCACACAAACCCCUCCUCCUGCGUAUGAAACCAUCAUAAAAGCAUUCCCAGACUCCUGAGACAGGUCCUCGCUACAAAGUCAUUUUUUGGAGGAACCUCAAUCAUCUCAAGCAAUUUUCUGUGCAUGCUGAAGAUCUCCAAGAAAUCUCCACCUGCUGCGACACAUUGCAGAGGGCAUGGGCACUGCCAGGAGGCGAGUAGUGCUGAUUUCUUAGAGAGCUAUGUCUUACCAUCCAGUGAAUCAUUUGUUUUUGCACUACUGGCUCUAAUUUACUACUUUUCAACAUGCUUACAUAUUUCUACUGCUGUAUUGUAACCACUAUAUUUUUUUUCUUUAGAGGAAAGAAAAUGCUGCUGCAUUAAAAAAAAAAAAAAAAAAAAAAAAGGAUCUAUUCUCAAAGAGAAUUUUAGGAAUUACUGAUAUAGACGUUAUUGCAAAUUUCACUAUUCUGAUCAUUUUUAAAUAGCAAACAAGAAAUUAAACCCAAAAAUUCUGGUUCUAUGCAUUUUCCCAAGGAUAUUUUACUAUUUUACUUCCAAUGAACACUUUCAUUAACCACCUUCUUGCUAUAACCACACAACAGUUUCUAACUGAGGAACCUUAGACAAAGACCACGUAGAAGAUUUAACAUCACAGUCCCAUCCAUGGUUCUGUUGAUUGCAGAGGACCUUAAAAAAAGACUCCAUGUUAGAACUGUUUGUAUGAAAUUCCUCACAGUAUGAGAAAAAUGUCGAGGUAUAUCAUCCUUCAUGUAAAGAGAAGUUUUGAAGAGCAUACUAAGUGCUUGAUAACAGUCUUAAAGAAUUUUCUAUCUACUGCCAGCAGAAGAGGUAGCCACCUUUUAAUGCCCAGUAAGGCUAUUGGAACAGAAAACCUGAUGUCUCAUUUUUCUGGUUAUGGUUAUCCAGAUAAGCAUUGCAUGAAUGACCACCAUUUUUCCAAUUAAGUUUCCUGCUUUGCUGUGAGACUGCUCAUUUCCUUAUUUAAAAUUAUAUUUCUCAAAUUGCACCAAAUUUUAAUUCUUUCUGGAAAGUCAUUCACUGAAAUCUUGUCUUUCAUUAACUCAGUAUUUUAGACAUUUACAGCUGAACAUUGGUAUUGUACAAUUGUGUGGAACAUGAAGAUAAAGAUGGAAUAUUUAGUUGAGGUUAACUUACAUUCUUGACUGCUAUACACGUUCUGUCAAGUUAACCCCUGACUUAGUUGAGACUAAUUGCACCAACAUGAGAAGUUCAGGAUUUGGAAUUAACGCAGAUAGAUGGCGACAAUUUAAAGAUUUACUAUAUCAUUUUCCUGUUAGGUCUUACACGUUUGAAUAAAAACAAAAGAAUUUUCACAACUAGGAGGAGAGUCUUACUCCUCACUUAGAAACAGACAUUUAAUUCCUAAAUCUGCUUGACAGCUACCAGCUGCAGGACCACUGAUACUGAGGGAUUGUUCCUGUGCUUCAGCAGAGAGCCUGAGUCCUUACCUGUUCUCUUGUCCCUGAGAGGGACAAGGAUUCAGCAGAUUUUGAGAACGGGUAAAAUGCUUUACACCUUACUUUGCAGGCUUUUGGUGUCUAGCAGCACACAUCUCUCUGCAGAGUUCGGCAUCCUUUGUGCAGCACUACUGAUCUCUUAACUACAGUCUUCCAGCCAGAAAUCUUUCAAUUUGCAAACGUUUCUAAAAACAUUGAACUUACAAGCAUUACUCAUUAUAAUCUACAAGUAUUUUUUCUUAUAAAAGCAAGUUAUUAUGCAUUUAUUUACUGACAGGCUUUCAUGUUUUAUUUUUAGUGUACACAUUUUUUUCCCUUCUAGAGGAAUGUAUGUCAGUGCUAAAACAACCACCUACUGUGUUUACAUUGUUUCAUAGCAGACACUUUAAGUUCCAGUAGGCUGAAGACUUGCCGAUAAGGCUGCAAAACUGCAUUUGGCUAAUCACAGGCUACAGACUUAAAAAAAAUAUAGUCCUCUGGAGAAAGGAAGUUCAGUUAUUUUAUUCUUUAAUAUUUUUUCUCUUACAGUCUUAUUGAGUCUGAUGAACUUCAUUGCAUAUGAGUGCUUUCACAGUGUCCUAGCUCUAGAAUAGGUGACACUGCCUUUUCUGAUGUGCCUUCAAAAAGCAAAGUUCACACCUGCUCACUUUGCAUACUGAGUCUAACAGUUUGAAACUGUUGAAAAGACAGCUUGGCCUACAGUGUGUACCUAACUGGCCAAAACUGCUUCAUCCUAGAGAUAAAUCAUUCCAGAUAAGUGAUUUUUUUACUCCUGGUUUAAGAUGCAAACUACAUAUUUUCUCAGCAUAUUGAUUAUAUUAUAGCAUAUUAGUAUACAAUGUAGACAAGGAAGUUUAAAUGUACUGUAUUUUUUAUCAAAAUAUUUUUUUUAUUUCCCUUGGAUUAGGGAGAUUAAAAACACAGAUUGUUAGAUGCAUAACAGGAAAGAUUGUUGGAUAUCAGUUUUAACAAUAUCUGAAGUUGAUGUUUUGUAAGUUCUCCAGAAGAUGCAGAAUGUGAAAUAAAGAUAGGUGUUAUAAUCUUGAUUUGAUGGGUUUUAUUUUUUUCAAAAAUCAAUGCGUUAACUUUUUAAAAAUAUACUUAAGUGGAAGUUUACUAUCUUGAAUUAUUCAAGCUGAUGUAUCUGGGAAUGUUAAUGGAGAUUUGAUCUUUUCUCUGUGGAGAGACAGACCAUAGAUGAUGAUAGUACAUGAAGUUAGCAUUGGAAUGUGCCAUUUUAGAACAUUUUCCAAGGACUGCAUGUGGAAACUAAAACAAUUAUUAUUAGGAAAGAGCUUUGUUUUCUAUUUUUUAAGUGAAAACUAUUUGCAAACUCUUUUUUAAAUGAAAUGAGGGUUCAUCAAAAGAUGUGUCACUUCAGGGCAAUAUGAAUAUCCCUCACCAAUAAGGUGAUUACAGAUUUAAAAUUCAGUGGCUUCCCAGUACUUAGACUUCAAUCUACAAAGUGUUUGUUUUAAGCAUGUGGUCAGUGCUUACAGAGUGCCUGUUUAAAUUGCAUAGGAUUGACCUUCAAACUGAACUGCAGAAUUCAGGGAUCACCUAAGUUAUUACAAUUAAUAGUUAUAAUAAUUUUAAUAACCACAAUGAUUAUAUAACAAUUAUAUAAAAAAAUUAUCAUUCCUCAUUUAUAGUCUUUGGUUACAAUAUAAAAUACUAGGAGGAAGAGCUGAUUUAUUUUAAAAGUAUUUCUGCAGAUUCCAGUGCAUAUAGAAGCAAUGAACUGAACUUCAAAAUGGUUUUGUAUAUAACAUAUUUAAUAGCAAGAAGCAGUAAUUUAAGGGUAUGACCAGAAUCACACAGGAAGGAAUGGGCAGAACUUUGAUCAUCCUGAUGUCAUGACACUUUAUCCUGAAGUGAACAGAGCUACUUCUUUUCACAAAGAGAAUUUUGUUUUAAUUGCCCAUAUGCACAAAAACCAUUUCUCUAAUUCUAGUUCAGUAAAGACAAAAUUUACCAGCUCUUUUUCUGAGUCUAGUUAUGUUGCAAUGUAUUUGCAGAAGUCGUUUGUUCAGUAUUCCUUGACUUUUCCCUGUUGAAGAAUUUCUGAUUAUCUCUUAAGACAGUUACUGAUCUUCGUAACGUAACACACUGAACAUGCAGAAUCCUUGCCAAAUCAAUUUUUUAAAGUUCAAUUGCAAUUUACCAUGAAGUUUUUGAGUCAUCUCAAUAUUCAUUCUUAAGCAUAAAAUGAAAAACACAUUUACUGGAAAUAUCCUCUCAGAACUGAAAUGACACAUGCCAGAUCCCUGACCUAUAGGCACUUGAUAAAAUUAGGUGAUGUCUAUGAUGCAGUACAGCUUCUGGGAAAAAAAAAAAAAAAAGGAGAAAAAAAAAAAAAGAGAAUACUAAUUGGAAAUUUACCUCUGCCAAGUCCAGAGCAGAUUAAGGAAUACGCUGCUGAUAUAGCUUCACAAAACAGGGAGCAGAAUUCUAAAAAUCAUCAGUGACAUCACUGGAACCUCAGACCUCACUGUGUUAGGUGGUGGCUGUGCCGCAUCCUGUGCUUUUGCCCGCAAACACAGUCUGAAAACGCAACUUGACAGAGAAGUCUGGUUUUAUGUCUCCUUUCUCCUUUUAACUUUUACGGAAGCUCUUGGCUCCCAUCAGAUUUAUGACAACAUUACUGCAUGAGGGUGGCAGUGUCUGAUGGGCAUGAAUUGGGUAGCAGAGCUAUUUUUAUAAACAUGUUUCCUGUCUGCUAUCUGUGUGGCCUUCUGCAACAGAGAUAUGGUUGGGUUUUUUUUCUUGUUUUUUUUUUUUUGUUUGUUUUUUUUAAAUCUGUUUAGGAGCUGAAUCAAGUGACUGCACUCUGAGGGCUGGUAAAGAGCAAGGAGUUCUUUUAAACAAAAGUAGAUUGAUUGUGAAAUGAGCAAUGCAGAGUGAUGGGUCCAAGAUCGCAAGAAAUUAAAUUUGCUAAUUUAGGACAUAACUCUCGGAUGUGCCUAUGAUCAUGGACAAUAUGGAAAGGCAAUGGAAUGAAAAAUUGCAAAAUCAUUCUUAUAUUGGACAGGGAUGACCUGCAUCAAUAUCAACUGACUUUAUUUUAUGGUGGCACACUGAGGAAAAGUGAUGCCACAUUCUUGUUUCAGCUUGACAGGAACACAAAUCACAGCUGACAGUAAUUUGAAUUCUUUUGGAUGUAGAUGCAGAAGUUGCCAAUGUUCACCACUGAAACAGGAUGAACCUUUGGCAACCAGUCUAGGGACUGAGUGAAAGACCACUGGAGACCUGUUGAAGUACAAGAGGGAGAUUCAUUCUCUGCUUGUGUUCUGUUCCUGUUCUGAUCUUUACUAAAAGGAAUGCAGAAUUUUUUAUUGCUGCUUAUUGCUUCUUCAUGUAGUUGCAUAGUGAGUUCCAUGUCUCUCUAUGUGGAUUAACUACAGCAUCAAAAAUACACAGGUCUUCAUUCUAUCCUAUCCUUUUGUUGUUCUGCCAAGUAAAAGGAAAGAUAAUUUUGUUAUCCAGAGAGUCACUUUUAGGUAUUGAUCAGGUUUCAUGUGAUAAGCCCUCCAGCACUAGUUUGCCAGCAUCAAAGCAUCGUGCUUUUUCUUUCAGGUCUUCUGUUUUUUUCUUUUCUGUAACCCCUUGGGUAGUAGUCAUUGAAAGAUACAACCACUUUUUGCCAGUACAUAAAAUAAAAUUAUUCAUUAUUUAGAGAUUUUUGAACAUUUUUGGGUAGCAUAAAGCUCUCAUAAAUACUCCUGAAUGCUCAAAAAACAUAUUUUUGAGUGCUUGUGUACACAACAAAUAACAUCUUCUAGUGUUUAGGUGUUCCUAGGUAUUGAAUCACUUACAAAAUGGAAUUUGAAUAUUAACAUAUUACUACAGCAUCUAAACAUUUUUUAAAUGCAUGAACUUAAAAAAAAAAUAAUAACUAAUUCUUCUUGAAACACUAAAGUUAAGCACUGGUAGAUUUUAAUCUGUUUCAUUAGAGUGAACCUGCUCUAGGCCAGAAUUGUCCCUAGUAACUCAAAAAUAUUGAAAGAAACAGGAACUGAGAGAGAUCUGUGUAUGUAAAGGUGGGCUUCAGAUAACAUAAAUGAGUUAGAGAAUAGCAUAUUUGCUAUGACAUUGCACAGUAAGUGAUAGUGUGAUUGUUUAUUUUCCUAAUAAUAUUCCUGAAAGAUGUUUGAAAAGGUUUCUCUUUGAUCGGUGAUCCCUAAUCCACAACAGGGCACAUGCAUCUGCAUGCCUUCUCAUAGAUAAUUUAAAAGUAACAUUUAUAAGCUUCUGCUGUAACAGUAAAAUGUAUGCAGUCAGAAAAUAGAGUACUCCAUUCCUUAUCUCCUCCUAGAACUGACAUGUCAUCCACCCAUUGAACAAGUAUCUAUUGUCCACUUCUUGAUUUUAGAUGUGGAGAGCUUUAGAGUACAAUGACCAGGACAGGAACAAAUCAAAACCUUCACAUAAUAUACAACAAUCCACAAGUGUCACAUAUCUUUGAUGCAUUUUCAGAUAGAUUGUUUGUAUUGCACAGAGUCCUAGAUAUCAUUAAGUACAUUUAAAUGUAUUUACUAGGAAUGCAGAGAAUAUGAGCAGAUGUUCCUGCUUCUUUCUGUAAGACACUGAGUGGCCAGAUGUUUUAAAAGUUUCUUCCAAUUUUGGACAUUACAAAAGUUUUAAAAACAGAUAGAAUGUUUCAGACGACCUUGCUUAGCUUGAUGUUGUACUCAAAAUCUGAGUCACUGGUGGUCAAAAACUUUUAAGGCUAAGUGUUCAGUUAUCAGUACAACAAAGUGGUAAACCAGAAGAAAGUUAUAUAGUAUUAUAUAUUGCUGUUCUUUGGGGGUAGAUUUGCAAAUGGGACAUGCUAGUCAUAAAGCAGAGCAUUGCUACCUGAAACCAAUCCAGAAAAAACGAUUGUUUCAGAUUUACCAUUAAUUCUCUGAAUGCACUGACUGACCACCAAUGACUUAAUCUCUAUUGCUUUAUUAUUCAUUGCAGUGAGAUUAGUCAUAUACUUAAUAACUCUUCUGAAUCAGGAUAUAAUUUCAUAAACUACAGUGUUCUACUGCCUAAUUUAAGAGCAUAACUUCUAUCUGCCAAAUGAUUUCUAUUUGAUGAAAGUUUUGUCUUUGUGAAAUCAGAUGACUACUCCGCUCAUUUCACUUCCCCUGUCACUCCUUGAUCACGUGAAAUGUUCUGUGAGGAUAAAAUGGUUAUCCUUACAUCCUUAGGCAGACUUUUAGGGAGGGGCUGUGUUGAGUUUAUGUGAUGGAAAGCGCUCUGAAGGGGAGGAUUCUGUAUGGAAGAGUCCAGAAAUUGCCCCAUGCCAGAUCAGAGACAGCUCCAGUUGGCUCAGAAAGGGACCCACUGCUGGCCAGAGCUGAGCCAUAAGCGACAUGGGGAAAUGGCUUUAAACUGGAAGAGGGUAGAUUUAGACUAGAUGUUAGGAAGCAGUUCUUCACUGUGAGGGUGAUGAAAUAUUGGACCAGGUUGACCAGUGAGGUUGUGAAUGUCCCCUCCCUGCAAGCAUUCAAGGCCAGGAUGCAUGGGGCUUUGAGCAACCUAGUCUAGAGGGAAGUGUCCCUGACUAUAGCAGGGUGCUGGAACUGGAUGAUCUUAAAGAUCAUCUAGUGUCCUUUCCAACCCAAACGCCUUUCAGGCAACUGUAGAGAGCAAGAGGUCCCUCUAGAGCCUCCCCUUCUUCACACUAAACAAUCCCAGUUUCCUCCCUCUCCCCAUAAAACUAUUGCUCCAAUCUUCUCAACUUCAUUGUCCUUCUCUGGACACACUCCAGGUCCUCUAUGUCCUUCUUGUAGUGAGAGGCCCAAAACUAAACACACUAUCAAGAUGUAGCCACACAAGAUGAGUACAGGUGGAUAAUCACUUCCUUGCUCCUGCUGGCAGCUAUAUUUCUGAUACAAGCUAGGAUGCCACUGGUCUUCUUGGUUACCUGGGCACACUGCUGACUCAUGUUCAGCUGAGCAUCAAUCAGUGCCCCCAGGUCUAUUUCCUCAACACGGUCUUCCAGCCACUCUUCCCCAAGCCUGUAGCGUUGCCUGGAGUUGUUGCAGCCAAAGUGCAUGACCCAACUUGUUCCAGUGCCUCACCACCCCCACAGAAAAGAAUGUAUUCAUUAAUCUAAAUCUACCCUCCCUGUCUUUCCUAUAGGCCCCAGUUAAGUACUGGAAGUUCACUAUUAGGUCACCCUGAAGGUUCACUUAUUUAAACUAAACUAUCUCAACUCUCUCAGCCUGACUUCACAGUGCUCCGGCCCUCUGAUCAGCCUCAUGGCCUUCCUUUGGACUCACUCCAACAAAUCCGUGUCUUUCUUAUGCUAAGGGGCCCAGAGCUGAACAUAGUACACCAGGCUGCGUCUCAUGAGAGCAAAGGGAGAGUCAGAAUCACCUUUCACCUGCUGGUCACAAUUCUCUUGAUGCAGCACAGGAUACAUUUAGCUUUCAGGUUACAGGUGUGCACUGCUGUCUCAUAUUCUGUUUUUUAUUGACAGAGAUUUUCUCCUCAGAGCUGUUCUCAGUCUCUUUAUGCAGCCUGUAUUUGUGCUUGAAAUUGCCCCAACUCAUUUGAAGGACCUUACAUUGAACACUAUGAUGUUUGCAUCGGCCCACUUCUUAAGCUUGUCAAAGUCCUUCUGGAUGGCAUAUCUUCCCUCCAGUAUGUUGGCUGCAGAACACAGCUUGGUGACAUCCAACACCUAUUUCUUCUAAGUACUGAGAGAAGGAUAAACCUGAUCGAGUCAACUGCUCUGUUACCAUUUCAUUCUGAAGGCUUUCUUUGAACUCAGUAUUAAAAAUAUCAAUACUCAGUAAUGUCAAUACAGAAAGAGAUGUUAUUUUACUCUCCCAAAUGAGAUGAUGCAGCCAGUAGCAAACUGAGAAUAUCUCUCAAACAAGAACAAGAAAGAAUACUUGUGACAGAUGAACUUUGCUGUCAUUCCCAUACCCAAUUUUGAAUGACACGAAGCUUCUGACUGCUUAGAUUUAUUUUAAUGAUGUCCUUAGACUGAAAGCUUAUGUUUGUAAAAACAUAUAGAGUAUCAUGCUAGUGACAAUAGAUAAAAAAUAAAUAAUGAGCCUCAGUGAGAAAGUUUUCUGAGUUUAAGCCUACAAAUCAAAUCCUCCAUGCCUCUAUUAUGCCUUCUGUCAGCAUUAAGUUGAUCCCACCAUCAGAGAAGUUAUAACUCUGUGAAUCACUAUUUACUCUAGUUAGUGCUUCACAGUGAUCAACUUAGGAGCUCCAUGGUCAUCCAAAAAGCUCAAAUUUAGCAUAUUUGACAAUGAAAAUAGACACCUAGUUUUGUUUUCUUUGUCGAUAGAAGUAUUUCAACCUCUAACAGGAGAAAAAAAAAAGAAAAAAAAAGAACAAAACAAACACUUUCAGAAUAUUGAACAAACCAAAUUGGUUAAUCCAUUAUGUAUCUCCAUCUUAGCUGGUAUCAGUCUGGCCCUAUUUUUUGUGGCAGACCACCUGAGUUUGAUCUAAAUUAAACUUCUCACCAGGUAAUGGUCAAUAAAACCUUGUUCUGAGCCAAUGAAGCAUUACUCUUUAAGAGCCUUUCAGCAACACAAAUGAGUGAUAGCAAACUGAUAUUCUUCCUGAUGUCUCCAAACUUCAGAAAGAUUUACUGUCUUCUCAAACCAAGACUCAAGGCUUUGGAAAAGUACUUCAGUGGGAACCUACCAGAAAACUUCACCUAUGCCUUAAUGAGUGAAUGUAUUCAUAUUUUCAUAGAGAGGGGGAAAAAAAAAAAAAAAGGAACUCUAAACCAGACUGUGAUAAAAUACAGUCUUGUCUCUCAUUAAAAUAAGUGCUGAGAAGGAUAUGUAUGACUAGGAUACUGACAGAGUUAGUCCUCCAAAGUACUUGCAGUUUAGUCCCUUCUCACGAAAACAAUGAAUACAAAAAGCUUUUUCCUACAUAUCAUGAAGAAAUGUUUAUUUAUCUAUUCAUGCUCUUCAUCAUACUUAUUGCUCUGGUUAUCUACUAGCUAAUUCUGGGUAACUUUCAUAAAGUUACUGAACUCUGGAACUGUUGGUGUUUACUUUUCUUGUGAUAUUCUAUCCUCCAAACCUAAUUUUGAUGAACAUGUGCAUGGAAUUCUCAGAUCAGUGAGACGAAAAUUUUUCUAUGGAUAGCCAAUAAAUCCAGCUCUGAAUAAUGGAGAUUUUCACAGUUGUGUCAUUUCCUUGAGCAGUGUCAGAGCAUGGGCUCUGAAUAGCAGAUGCAAUGGACCACUUGCUGGAAGAUAUAAGUGUGGAGAAUUCCACUGAAAUUCUUGAAAUACAAAGAAAGGGAACUGGAAUCAAUAUCAAAAUAUUGUUAUAUUAAAACAGAAAAUGCUUUAGGUAAGACAGAACAAUUAUAUGUGACCUGGAGAGAUGUAAUAGUACUUAAACCUCAUAGAAAAUAAUUAUUUGCUACCAUGAAAUUUAACAAAAAUCAUUCUCCAGUUACAUGCUGGAUUAGUGUUAUAACAGAAAUGCAGUUAUAUUUACUCACUUACUGUCACAAGGAACAAGUUUCACAUAAAGUUCAGUAAUUUAUAAAUUUAUGACUUGUCAUAAUUUCAGUAUGAAAUUUGGCAGUUUUCAAAGGGAUAUGAUUCCUCUCAUUGCUAAGCAAUAUAUAGAAACAUUUUAAAGUUAUCAUUCUGUAAAACUGAAAACACCGUCAGUUCUUUUUGCAUAGGUGCUCUAAGUUCUGAGAGCUGCUCUGAAAAUAACACUUCCUGUUAUAUUAUGUUUGCCUGCAACAUCAGAGGUGGAUAUUGGUGGUAUGGCAGUAGAGGUUGAACCUUCCCACCAGUAUUCCAUCAUAUUUUGUUGCUGUGUGACAGAUGGCAGCAGAGGGGCAGCAUGACAAAGUGACAUGUGACAUGGAAGUGCAGAUGAAGUAAAGGUAUGUCACUGAAUUCCUCCAUGCAGAAAAAAUGGCACCCAUUGGCAUUCAUUGAUGCUUACUGAACAUUUCUGGAAACUGAUCAAUUGAUGUGAUCACAUUAAAGAGGUGGGUGGUGAGUUUCUUCAGUGACGACAAUGACAGUGGAUCACAUCUAGUGAUGCAGGUGUUUACAAGUGUGGCAUGCAUGCUCUUGCUUAUCACUGGUGAAGAUGCAUAGCUAAUAUGGUGACUAUAUUGAAAAACAGUGUUUUAUACCCAAGAAUUUUCUCUAUCGAACAGUAUUAUUAUGCUCAGUUGUAUUUUCCAUAGGAAUACAUGGGAGGCAUUACUUUUGGAGCAGCCUAUGUAUGAAUAUGGCAUUUCCCAGCCGUAACAACAUACAUUAGACUUAGAGUAGUGCUCCAGGACAGCACGUUAUACUACAUCCUUUAUACACAAGGACAAUUUUAGAAAACUUCUGUCAGCUCUUUUUCCUUGAAGACAAUAGUGGUAAUUGCUUCAGACUGAAGCAUUUUUAGCUUGUUUCUGCCAUAGCAUUUAGAUUGUUGCUUUUUUCAGCUCAGUAAAUAAAGAACUUGCGAUGAUUAGGUCAGUUCAAGAGAUAAAGUUAUCCUGGCAUAAUUAACAUCUUAAAAUGUGCUUUCCAUCUCAAUUGAUGUCGUUUUUUUCUCUAUCCUGAGACAAUAUGUCUGCUCUCACAAGCUUCCGGACUGCAAUAGUAGCAACAUUUGGUGGGGAAUACAGAAAGAAUUUGGCCUUAUGCACAGUCUAGAACUAGGCCCUUGUAUUAGACAAAGGAAAUAGGAACUCUGCAAAAUCAGAGAACUAUCACAGUCAUUUCAGCACAGAUGCUGUGUACCCUAUAAAAUUCUAUAGUCAUUUAGUUACAAAUGGAUGAGAUUCUGUGAUACCUCAUGCCUUUUUUUUUUUUUUUUUUUUUUUUUUUUUCCCAGCUAGUUUUAGAGGAAAGUAAGAUUAAGUGAGAUACAACAGCUAGUCUGCAUCUAGGGAUGUAUUCCUAUCCAGUAGCAUCACUAGUUUGUUGGAUUCAAGCUUUUGGUGAACUUGUAGUCUUACUUCAGAAGGUUAGUGGCAACAGUAGAUCAGCCUAAGAUAAUGUGCCCCGGACAUGUUUGGUCUCAUGAUUUUGAGCUUUAUUGUCAUGCUGUAAUAUGGGUUUUACUUUUAAUAAAUAAUCUGAAGGAUUUAUGGA
Gallus gallus (chicken) is the source of this 12183-nucleotide messenger RNA. RefSeq names its product myc target 1 (gene MYCT1). The record is from RefSeq and is a predicted model, not a curated record. Lineage: Eukaryota; Metazoa; Chordata; Aves; Galliformes; Phasianidae. The transcript is spliced from 2 exons. The coding region runs from base 84 to 662 and encodes 192 amino acids. Gene Ontology annotation, cellular component: nucleoplasm.